AACUGUUUACAGAAAAACAAAUAAAUAAAAGCUGCGCAUUUAACAAGAGCAAUAUUGGCCAGGCACCACCGCCAGCUCCUUCAAACUUGGAUUUUAUGGUUCAAAUUGCAGAAGAAAAAGACACAGUGAUGGAAGACGAGGAGAAUGAACGUCCUAAUAUUUUUGAUGCACCAAUAAUAAUAGAUAACACUCCCAUGGAAAACGUAGAAGACGUAUUUAAUGUAAAUGUUGACAUACAACAAAUGUUGCGUAUGCAAGCAGCAUCGAAUGUUACUCAAAGACAGAUACUACAACGAUUAGUAAAAAUAGAAAACGCGUUGAAACACCGCGCGUUAAGUCCUAAUAAAAUUAAGGACGAUCUUAUAAAACCAUAUUUACCGUUAACAACAGUUGCAGUCGUGAAGGAAUUUGAUGCGUUAUUGAAAGCAUCAGAUGAUGCUGUGAUACAGUUUAAAGAGUUUUUAUCAAAAACGGGUGAUAAUAACGCCAGAGAUAACAUUCUUCGUAUUCUUAAAAAAACAUUUACAAAUCAAUGCUCCAUGAGAUGUUCCUGGAAAGGACUGCGACAAAAUUUUCAAGUUUCAAACUUACAUCUCAUACAAAUUAUAAAAAAAGAGGUAACACUACGUUACGCGACGUUCACUGAAGCAGAAUUUGAAAACGUUGUUGCAGAGUGGCUACGCUUUGCGAAACAACAAAAUGAUAGAGAACGAGCAAAGGAAAAUAUUGAGAUCGAAAAUGUUGUCAGAAAUGUUGAAAAUAAUUAGAAUUAAAUGUUCAAAAUAAAAGUUCAAAUUAAAAGUUCCUAUAUUAGAAUUGUGGAAAAAAAAUUUGUAGCGUUUUACUCUAAGAAAAAUAUUUGAAUUUUACUAAAAAAAAGUUUUUUUGUAAAACGCUACGAACUUUUAAUCACCCAAUAUUAAAUAUUAAAAGUUUCUAUAUUAUAUUAUAUAAUAAAAUUAAUAUAUUUUAUGAAUUAUACAUUUAAAAAUUAAAUUUUUAUUUUUAUAUAAAUUUUCUUUAAAUAGAAAUUUUAUCCUAUAUAUGUUAUAGAUUUGACAGACUGUUUUGCUUUAUAGAGAUGUAAAAUGAGAUGUAAAAUAAAAUGUGAUGUACUUUAAGUUUCAUAUGCAACAAAUAAAAUGUGAUAUACUUUAAUUAAAAUAAAAUGUGAUAUACUUAAGUUUAAUAUACAAA
Molecule: messenger RNA, 1197 nt
Organism: Solenopsis invicta (red fire ant)
Lineage: Eukaryota; Metazoa; Arthropoda; Insecta; Hymenoptera; Formicidae
Exons: 5
Coding region: 96-767 (223 amino acids)
Source: RefSeq, a predicted model, not a curated record